ACCAGCGGCAGGUAGCGAGCCUCCACCCAGACAAGCGCCACACGGUCGACUCACCUGAACAGUUCCCUCCACGUUCUGCACAGAUCCAGCCAUGAGGGGGCGCUCUCCUCUGCUCCAUCUCCUUGUCGCCGUCUUCAUCCUGUCAGUCUGCAGAGCAGCAGCAGAGCUCAGGAUCUGCUCGUACAACGUGCAGAACUUCAACCUGCAGAAGGCCUCCAACUACAGACUGAUCCACACUCUGACCCGGGUGCUGGGUCGCUGCGACGUCAGCCUCCUGCAGCACGUCGUGGACUCGGGCGGUGAAGCCAUCAACAAGCUGCUGGCGGCGCUGAACAGGGGAACCGACAGGUAUGACGACUUCACCUACAAGUCGGUGUCCAGUCAGAGUAUGGGAAGGUCACCUGCCGACAUGCAGCAGUACGUCUUCAUCUACAGAACCGAGACGGUGAACCUGACGGGUCAGUACCAGUACUCCAGCAAACAGUCCUUCGUCAGAGAGCCGUUUGUGGUUCAGUUCCAAAGCAACAGAACCGCGAUCAAGCAGUUUGUUCUGGUUCCGCUCCACACUGAGCCCAGUAAUGCAGUCCACGAGAUCGACCGGCUCUACGACGUCUUCCAGGAAGUCAGCAAGAAGUGGAACAACAAGAACGUGAUGUUCCUCGGAGAUUUCCACGCCAGCUGCGCCUACGUCACCAGAAAGGACCGGAAGAACAUCCGACUUUACAAGAACUCAAACUUCUCCUGGUUGAUCGGAGACAAAGUCGACACGACGGUGACGGAUGCCACAAACUGUGCAUACGACAGGAUCGUGGUACACGGAGAACCCUUCCUGAAGGCCAUCACACCGUUCUCUGCAAAAGUCUUCAACUUUGCCAAAGAGUUCAAACUGUCCAAGACCAGGGUUCUCGAGGUGAGUGAUCAUUUUCCCAUCGAGGUGAGACUGAAGAGCUCCGCCCCCUUCCUGCUCCAGGCCACGCCCCUCCUGCUGCUCCUGUUCUCCUGGAUCGUCCUGUGAGGAGGUUCUGCUGUUGGUUCUCCCGUUGGUUCUCUCUGAUCUCAGGUGUCUUUAACUGAUGUUUCUUAUAUUAAAGGAUGUCAGAUACAAGAAUUUAGAGCUUUAAGUAACUUUAAACUCAGCAGGUUUUUGCCAAAGAAACCCAGAACUGAACCUGUGAGUUCGUAUUAUCCAGCCACAUGAGCUGAGCAGUGAUAAAGUGCCAUUGAGCAGCGUCAGUAGAACCGCAGACCCGCGGCUGGCGCUGCCUCUACAUGUGGACUGGUUAUCAGCUCUACUUUCCUGUUUCCUGUUUCUCUGUUUCUACUUCCUGUGUGUGUUUGCAGCUUCAGUCUGUACAGGAGCUGCUGUAAAU
Stegastes partitus (bicolor damselfish) is the source of this 1370-nucleotide messenger RNA. RefSeq names its product deoxyribonuclease-1-like. The transcript has 10 exons. Gene Ontology annotation, biological process: DNA catabolic process. Gene Ontology annotation, molecular function: DNA binding; deoxyribonuclease I activity. Lineage: Eukaryota; Metazoa; Chordata; Actinopteri; Pomacentridae. Gene Ontology annotation, cellular component: nucleus. Bases 92 to 1015 code for a protein of 307 amino acids. The record is from RefSeq and is a predicted model, not a curated record.